GGCGGUGGUGGUGGCAGUGGUUGCGAACAAAGAGCAGGCAGUGGGGAGGAGAGGAUCGGAGAGCAGCGCAGCGGAGUGCAGCGCAGCACGUCGGGGGCGCUCAGGCUGCUGGCUCGUUUGCAGACCGGCGAUGCGGGAAGCGGGCAGAAUGCCGUCCGGGCAGCGGGGGACCCUGGCCCCCUAACCCUCCCCUCAUCAGCCCUCCUGCCCGGGAGCUCCGAGACAAGUAGAAGCCGGAUGGCAGCCGGGGCCCCACGCGGCUGAGCCUAGAGCCAGGGCCGGGGAGCCAGGGGAGGCGGAGGAAGAGGAGGGAGGGAGGGAGAGGCGGCCAGGAGGCAGGCAUCUCCCCCCACUUUUUUCCACCCCCACCCCCAGCCGUCCACCCCCCACCCCUCGGAAUCCCCCGCGGACAGCCGGGCCCAUGGCCGGGGUCAGCUACUCCGCGCCCUGGUGGGUGAAUCUCUUGCACCGGCUGCCCCAUUUCAACCUGCAGUGGGAGACGACGAGCAGCCAGUUCCGGCCCGAGGACACGGAAUACCAGCAGGCCCUGUUGCUGCUGGGUAGUGUAGCCCUAUCUUGCCUGGCUCUGGACCUCCUCUUCCUCCUCUUCUACUCCUUCUGGCUGUGUUGUCGCCAUCGGAAAAGUGAGGAACAUCUCGAUGCUGAUUGUUGCUGUACAGCCUGGUGUGUCAUUAUCGCUACUCUGGUCUGCAGUGCUGGCAUCGCAGUGGGAUUCUAUGGCAAUGGAGAGACCAGUGACGGCAUUCACCGGGUCACAUAUUCGCUUCGCCAUGCAAACCGCACUGUGGCUGGAGUCCAGGAUCGGGUGACAGACACCACAAUGGCCCUCAAUCAGACAGUGGAGACCAGCCUUCAGACCCUGGAGAAGCUCUACACGAAGCAUACUGAUUAUCUGCACAUUGUCCAGAAGCUCCAGGGGCUUCUGUAUGACUUGGUGCGGCAGACCACAGAGAUCCCCUUCUGGAAGAACAGCGCAGUAUCCCUGGAGGAUCUGGCUGUGCAGGUUGACCUCUAUGAUUGGUACAGGUGGCUGGGGUACCUGGGCCUCCUCCUUUUUGAUGUCUUGAUCUGUUUGCUCGUGUUAUUUGGACUCAUCCGGAAUUCCAAGGCCAUCCUUGUAGGGGUGUGUUUGCUGGGUGUGUUAGCCUUGGUGAUCAGCUGGGGAUCCUUAGGGCUUGAGCUUGCAGUCUCUGUGGGUUCCAGUGACUUUUGUGUGGACCCUGAUACCUAUGUGACUAAGAUGGUGGACGAUCACUCAGUACUUAGUGCAGAGAUCCUUCACUAUUACCUGGACUGUUCUGCUGGAUACAUAAACCCCUUUCAGCAGAAGCUGUCUGGGAGUCACAAAGCUCUGGUGGAAAUGCAAGAUGAUGUUCUGGAGCUCUUAAGGUCUGCACUUAGAGAAUACCCCACCUCUAAGGAUUAUCUGAUACGCAUCCAGGAAGUUCUGAAUUCCACAGAAAUCAAUCUACAGCAUUUGACUGCACUGGUGGAUUGCCGCAGCCUGCAUCUGGAUUAUGUCCAGGCUCUGACUGGCUUCUGCUAUGAUGGAGUAGAGGGUCUCAUCUACCUGGUGCUUUUCUCUUUUGUCACUGCCCUCAUGUUCAGCUCUAUCGUGUGCAGUGUUCCUCACACCUGGCAGCAAAAAAGGGCUGCUGAUGAUGAUGGGGAGGAAGAGUCUGCAGCUCCAGGAACCAGGCAGACCCAUGACAACCUGUAUCGAGUACACAUGCCCAGUCUGUACAGCUGUGGGAGCAGCUAUGGUAGUGAGACCAGCAUCCCUGCAGCAGCACACACAGUCAGCAACGCCCCUGUCACGGAGUACAUGAGCCAGAAUGCGAAUUUCCAGAAUCCUCGAUGCGAGAACACCCCUCUGAUUGGCCGAGAAUCCCCACCGCCUUCAUACACCUCCAGCAUGAGAGCCAAAUACCUCGCUACCAACCAACCUCGCCCUGACUCCAGCAGCGGGCAUUAGACACCGAUCGCAAAUGUGCCAACUGCCCCCUGCCCCCCCGUGCUCCCUUGCCAAACCACUCUGCUUCCCUCCCUCCACUCCUCCUGAUGCUGGCGCUGUACCUCCUGCUUCUGCUGCUCCCGGCAUCUGGGACCCUGAGAGGCCAAGGACCGCCAGGGAAUGAGCCCAGAGAGCGGGCAGGGGCUCCUGGGGCAGCCAAGGACUCACCUUCCAGCUGCACGAGCUGCGCAGGCCGUGGGCCCAGAUUCAUGUGCUUCUUCCAUAAGCCAGAUGGGAAUAUUAAUAGAUCAGUUUCCUACUCCUC
Molecule: messenger RNA, 2300 nt
Organism: Antechinus flavipes (yellow-footed antechinus)
Lineage: Eukaryota; Metazoa; Chordata; Mammalia; Dasyuromorphia; Dasyuridae
Gene: TTYH3
Product: tweety family member 3
Exons: 14
Coding region: 422-1996 (524 amino acids)
Cellular component (GO): plasma membrane
Molecular function (GO): intracellularly calcium-gated chloride channel activity; volume-sensitive chloride channel activity
Source: RefSeq, a predicted model, not a curated record